Molecule: messenger RNA, 880 nt
Organism: Tribolium madens (black flour beetle)
Lineage: Eukaryota; Metazoa; Arthropoda; Insecta; Coleoptera; Tenebrionidae
Product: mitochondrial inner membrane protease ATP23 homolog
Exons: 1
Coding region: 44-823 (259 amino acids)
Biological process (GO): mitochondrial protein processing; mitochondrial proton-transporting ATP synthase complex assembly
Cellular component (GO): extrinsic component of mitochondrial inner membrane
Molecular function (GO): metalloendopeptidase activity
Source: RefSeq, a predicted model, not a curated record
ACACAUUAUCAGUGCACUUACUAACCUAAAAAUUUGACGUAAAAUGACUUUCAUCAAUGCUUUUCUGUCCGACGAAGAGAAAAAGUAUGAGUCAAAUAACUCUUCAGAAAAAUCGUCUUCAGAAGGAAAACAGUGGGGCUACGAUUUGUAUCCGGAACGUCGUAAGCCCGACACUAACCCCAGUUCAGGCGGACUUCUAGACAAAAAAGGCUACGAAAACAUCCAAAAAAUAAAAUGUGAACGCAACGUUUAUAAGUGCAUUAAACAAAGCCCCAUAAUUAAAUUGAUGAUGGGGGCAUUGAAAAGCUCUGGAUGCCCUGUGGACAUUAGGCGUCACAUCUCUUGUGAAGAAUGCGACUCCAGUGUAAGUGGUGGCUUUGACCCCGUUCUAAAUCAGGUAGUGGUGUGCCAAAAUGGGGUGAAAAAGCCCGCACAUGUUCAGGGUGUUUUAUUGCACGAAAUGAUCCAUAUGUUCGAUUACUGCCGCCAUGAUUUGGAUUUCAAAAACCUUGAUCAUUUGGCGUGUACUGAAAUUAGGGCUGCGAAUUUGGCACAUUGUAGUUUUAUGUCAGCAUGGGUCCAGGGAGAUGCCUCACUUUUUACUAUUAAGGCCACGCAUAGUGAUUGUGUUAAGAGUAAAGCGCUUAGUUCAAUUCUAGCAACUAGGAAUAUUUCCACUGAGGAGGCUGUAGAUGCGAUAGAAAGGGUGUUUCCCAAAUGUUAUCGGGAUUUGGAACCUGUGGGGAGACGGAUACGGAGGAAUUCUGAUGAUAUGUACAAGGCCUAUACAGAAGGGUUCUAUUAUGGAUAUGAUAGUGUUUAGCUAACAUGUUAUUUAUUGUUGUACAUAGAAACAUUUAAUAAAUAUUUUAACACGUUA